AAUAAAUAUACGAUGGUGAAAAUAAGCGACCAGAGUAGACUUCUGGCUAAAGGUAAAAGAUCAAUAGGCAGCUCAGUCAGUGAAUCUCUGGACUAUAUCAACGUAUACAGCUCCAGUAAGAGCCAUGACGCUAAAAUCAAGGACUCGAGUUACUUCAAUUUAUUUGUGCUCACAAGCUAUAUCAUUUCUGACAUCAAAAAGAAGCCACGGUCAUAUAAAAUAGGAAUAUUCACUGUAGUGAUAACUAUAACGUUCAUUGUAUUCUUGUACUCCAUCAUGGAUAUCUUACCGCUGAUAUUCCUGAAGCAAGCCCAGAACACUGUAGGUGAGGCAGACCUCACCUACAGAGCAAAGGCUGCUGAAAAUAUAUCUCAGACAUCUGAUCAGUUCAUGUACAAUAGUGAUUAUUAUGUACUCAGAGAAGAGCCUCCUGAUACUUCCUCGAUUUUUGUGAAUUAUACAAAUAUCAAGGAAAAGACGAAGGAUUUCAACAGAAUUAACGGGGUCACACCCCGCUGGUUUGCAGUUGCUGACUUUACAAAUCCUAACACGACUGAUAGCCUAACCACAUCUGGAGUCGUUAUGGUUAUCGAUUCCAAGAAUGAAGUCGAAAUCGGCCUUGGAAGAGACUUCACAAAAGAAUUACUUGGUGCUAACCAAGCUUUUGUUCUUGAUUCUGGUCUGGAAUAUCUAGGUAUUAAGCCGAAUAAUCAGGAUGAAAUUAGAGUCACCAUUGAUACAAGAGACUUCUUGUCCACAAUUUUUGAUACAAGCAAUCCGCUUACUCAGGCAGACAUUGAGAAAUUAACCCAAGAGGCUGGGCUCGACUUAAAUUCUACUCAAAAUGUCCAAGUCAACGUUGCAGACUUCUUUAAUUUCACUGAUGCUGAAGACGCACUUGGAAUUGACUUGUCUCCGAUCCAGGACUUCAACUUCACAGUAACCCCUGUGGAUAUAUACGAUAUAAUACUGGAUAACCAAGAUGCCUUGUUUGUCCUCAAUUUCGACUUCCAAGUCAUCGGCUCAUUCGAUGCUCCAAUGGGAAAAUUUGCCAACAGCUUUGGAAACGCAGUCGUGAUCGACUCUAACUACCUCAUUGAGGAGGUAACUGAGGUUGUCAAUACUAACCUCAAUUCUCUCAAUUCUUCCAUACCAACUGUACUAUCCUCAACGUUUACAACAGUCUUGAACGUGACAGAAAACCUCGAAAAUUUAGAACUAAAUCACUAUGCAAUGCAGGUUGAUGCUGUCUUCAGAAAUCGAGAGGAUUACUAUAUGAGUACACCUGAGAACAACGAAAGGAUGAUUAUCAACCUCCAGACUGACCUCAAUUUGGACAUCCCACUUGAGUCCACAGCUCCAGUUCUGGGAGCACUCGAGGGUCUCAAUUUUAUUAGACUCUUCUUGCAGAGUACCUUUAUGACAAUAGUCUUCUUCAUGAUCCUCCUGAGCGUCAUGCUUAUCUACUCCCUAAUGAUUGCUGAUGUAGAUGAAAAGACUUAUGAAAUGGGGAUGCUGAGGGCUCUUGGCCUCAGAAGAGCCUCCCUCGUCCAGAUAAUAGUCAUUCAAUCAGUUAUCUUUUCAGGAAUUGGCAUUAUUGCAGGUAUGAUACUCAGUGCGACCCUCAAUUCUGGCCUCAGGUGGUAUAUCUUCAACACUUCUAAAAACUCAACGACUUAUUGGCUAAGUGUCUCAGCUGCUUUGUCAGGAAUCAUAAUCGGAGCUCUCAUGCCUAUUCUGAGCAAUAUCUGGGCUAUCAAAAGAGCCCUUGGAAAGAAGAUCAGAGACUCCCUUGACGUCUUCCAUACCGGUCUAAAUGAAGUCAUGAUCAGGAUAAUUAAGCUAGAAAAUUAUGGGUUAUCCAUCUUUGAAAUCACUCUAGGAAUUACUCUUACACUCAUGGGUGUAAUUACUUAUUACUUCUUGCCAGCCUCUUUUCUUUUCAACAGACUUGACUUGUUCUUCUUCAUCCUUAAUAUGAUCUUGGUUGGUAUGAUUAUUGGGCUGACCUUCUUGUGCUUCCUGAUCUUUCCAUAUGUCCAAAUGGGGAUUAUCUAUGUGUUCACAUUCGUGUUCAGCUUCGAUCUCAAAUUGAGACCUUUAAUCUUGAAAAACCUAAACCACAGUCACAAGAAGAGAAAUAUGAAGACAGCAAUGCUGUUCACUAUAGCUCUGUCCUUCUUAGUGUUCAGUGGUAGCUCUCUGCUCCUGAUUGGUAAUUUAAUCCUGGGAUUCAUUAAGAACUUUGUAGGUGGCGAUAUAGUCAUCUCGUCCUUCCUUUCAGGAAACCAUCUUCCUGAAAAAGAUCUCAGAGCAUUCUGUGAUCGAGAAAUGGUUAAAGAGAAACCUCUCAUGGAGAUGUACGCUUUUGCAGGACUUGAGCUUACGGAGUACUUUGAAGAGGUCUUCGGCCAAUCGUUUGAGUUUAGACUCAACAGUGGCGGCUCUUUUCCUGAUAACGAAGUCAAUAUUAUACCGGUAGAAGAAAAUUACAUUGAUUCCUCACUUAUUGAUUUUUAUGUGCCUAAGCAUCUCCAUUCUGGAGUUAAUUUUCAGAACUCACAAGGCAAACCAGAUGUGGUAAAGUCUUUGUAUUCAGAUGAGAAGACCACUGAGUUUGGAAACGACCUUGAUCCAUACGAUACUGUUAGUAAAAAUAUGUCUUCAGCGAGCUCUUCAGGCACCUCAAGUUUUGCUUAUGAUCGGACUCAACAAAUUAAAGGAGUUCUUCCCUUAGGGAUCAAAGAUGUGCUAUCCAUAAAAGGAGGUGAUACUAUCAAACUCGCAUUAACUCAGCAGAACCUUCAAAUUAAUAGCAAUUACAGAUAUUUAGUGAGAGGGUUACCUCAAAAAGUUCCAGGGUUCUUCUUCAUGUCAUACAAACAAGUCCAGUUCUUCCUCCAGUCGAUAAUAAGCUUCCCGCAGGCUUUUGAGAUGGCCUAUUUCCAGUCCUUCCUCAAAGACAAUAAGGCACCAUACGAUGAAUAUCUUAAUAAAGCAGAUGUAAAGACCUGGUCUUACAACUAUCCUAAAGAAAGACUCCUCGUGCGUCUCAUCAAAGGAGUGACAGAUACAGAAAGGAACGUCCUUGUAAACCAACUAUCAGGCCUUCUGACAGAUGAUACCAUGGUUGUUUUCAACGUGGCUGCCUUUGAAAAAGCAGUGAAAUCCACAACUUCGCUGUUGCAGAUCUUCAUGAUCCUACUUGGAGCCAUCGCAUUUAUUCUUUCCUUCUUUCUGCUGAUAAUCUCAACCACAAGUAAUAUCAAUGAAAAUAUGUGGGAGUUCGGUGUCCUUAGAGCAAUUGGACUCCGAAAAAUGCAGAUUCUUAGAGUAUAUCUUUACGAAUCCAUUGCAGUUACCCUCUCAGCAUGAAUUCUUGGUCUCUGAGUAGGGUUUUUGCUAGCUCUUAUCAUCUCAAUGCAAUUCAAUUUGUUCCUGGAACUGCCCUUCUUCAUCGAGUUCCCUUGGUUAUUGACCCUCUGAAUGAUAGCACUAGCCCUGGGAACAACAGUCUUUGGUACUGUUGUCCCCAUCAGAGCUGUAAACAAAAGGCAGAUUGCUGGAAUCUUAAAAGUUGCUGCCUAAACUCUCUUUCUCAAUAAAACUCAUCAUAUA
This is a messenger RNA of Moneuplotes crassus, 3618 nucleotides long. NCBI's taxonomy places the organism in Eukaryota, Ciliophora, Spirotrichea, Euplotida, Euplotidae. The record is from the annotation of a GenBank genome assembly.